Molecule: messenger RNA, 887 nt
Organism: Drosophila elegans
Lineage: Eukaryota; Metazoa; Arthropoda; Insecta; Diptera; Drosophilidae
Gene: Enoph
Product: enolase-phosphatase E1
Exons: 3
Coding region: 100-870 (256 amino acids)
Molecular function (GO): magnesium ion binding; acireductone synthase activity
Source: RefSeq, a predicted model, not a curated record
CACUCGCAGUGCCAUCUCUACUAUCAGACCAUAAACAGAUGCUGAGCCCUCGGGAAAACAUUAAGUCCGCGUGAUUACAAUAUUCCACUGAUAAACGCGAUGACGUCGAGUGAACGUGUGGCCAAAGUGGUUCUAGUGGACAUCGAGGGUACUACCACAUCGAUCAGUUUCGUGCACGAUGUUCUCUUUCCGUACGCCAAGAACAAUGUGGAGAAGUUUCUAAGGGAUUCCUGGGGAGGAGAUGAUACCAAUCAAAUUGUCCAGGAUCUGCAACAAGUGCCCCAGUUUUCGGAUUACAAAAACACAUUAUGUGAUCUUCCUGAAAACGUGGAUGUAAAACUCAUAACCGGCUUUGUGCGCUACCUAAUCGACAAAGAUCUGAAGGUCACUCCGAUGAAAACGCUCCAGGGAUUAAUUUGGGCUCAGGGUUAUAGUGAUGGACAGCUGAAGGGCCAUGUCUUUGAAGAUGUCCCCGCAGCGUUUCAGGCCUGGUGUGCUGCUGGUCUCCGAAUUGGUGUCUACUCCAGCGGCAGCGUGGCUGCCCAAAAGCUGAUCUUUGGAAAUAGCAUAGCCGGAAACCUGCAACCCUACCUCAGUGCCCAUUUCGACACCCAUGUGGGCCACAAACAGGAACAACGAUCGUAUGAAAAUAUAGCCAAAGCGUUGGCAGAGGAGCCGCAGCAUAUACUCUUUCUCACGGAUAUUCCAGGAGAAGCCGCAGCUGCUCGCUCUGCAGGAUUGAAAGCCAUUAUCCUUCAGCGACCUGGAAACGCCGCCUUGACAGAUGAUCAAAAAAGCAGCUUCGAGGUGAUUACGGACUUUAAACCACUUCAAAACCUAAAACUGCCAGAAAAUAAACCGCUGGCGUAGGUCAAUCCAAAAAAGUA